Drosophila takahashii is the source of this 2764-nucleotide messenger RNA. It is a transcript of the gene Son, whose product is annotated as Son RNA binding protein. Gene Ontology annotation, biological process: regulation of mRNA splicing, via spliceosome; regulation of cell cycle. Lineage: Eukaryota; Metazoa; Arthropoda; Insecta; Diptera; Drosophilidae. The record is from RefSeq and is a predicted model, not a curated record. Gene Ontology annotation, molecular function: RNA binding.
ACCCUUCUUCCAGGCGUGCAAAAAAAAAACAUUUAGGCCCAAAAAGCGAGAAUUCUGGCGAUUUGCAGCGCUAUUCCGGCAGCAUGCGUGGACACUGAGGCGAGCCACGCCCAGCGAGAGUGACAAUGACGGAGAACACAGAGAAAGCGGCGAGCGUGGAGCCGCCACAACUGGCGGAGUCUCAGCCAAAUCCUCCUGACCAGGAGCCACUUGCCCUGGCCGAGGUUCCGCCAAUCAAGGUGAAGAGCGAGCGGCCGGACGCCGAGGUGGAGGCCAAACUCCGCGCUCUGAACGCCAAGAUUAAGGCUGAAUCACUGGCCCCCCAGCGGCGGAGCAACAGCAAGGAACAGGAGGAGGAAACGGAGGACAGCGACAGCUCCUCCUCGACGGAGGACAAGAAGGCCAUUGUGCCGGUGAAGUCCUCCAACGAGAUCCUCGCCGAGCUGUUCGGCGUGUUCAACGCUGCUCCUCCGGAGGAACUGCUGGACGACAAGAAUCUGCUCAAGAAAAAGAAGAAGGUCAAGAAGGAGAAGAAGGAAAAGAAGGCCAAGAAGAAGAAGCCGUCCAAGUCGGAUGGCGAAUGCAGCGAAUCGGAGGCCGAAGGAAACAAGCACAAGCAUAAACACAAGAAGCACAGGCACAAGCAUAAAGAGGGCAAGGUCAAGGACAAGGAUAAAGAUCGUGUCCGAGAUAGGGACAAAUCCAAGGAGAAGAUUGCCACUACGGCACCAGUUCCCGCACCCGCUGAGAAAGAGAAGGAGAAAGAAAAGUCUGAGAGCAGAAAGCGAAGCGCUGCGGAGUCUGUUAGCCAGACGACGUCCCAUCCUGUCAAGCGGGAGCGGCAUGAAAGAGACAAGGAACGGGAUCGGGAACGCGAGAGGGAGCGGGAAAAGGACCGCGAAAGGGAGCGGGAAAAGGAGCGUGAAAAGGAGCGUGGCCGUUCCCACAACAGCUUCUACAACGGACACCGGGAAUCGGAACGCUCGAGAGGAUCUGAGGCGGGCAGAACCAAAUCCCGACACUCACGCGACCUUUCCGAUGUCUCGCUCUCCGACGAGGAGUCCUACCUCCGGGAGAAGGCCUCCAAUGGCCGCCGACGGCCGCACAACAGCUUCUACGACGGCAAGGAGGAGCCCAGGAACCCCAGGAAAAAUCGAAGGUCCAGAUCUCGCUCCCGCGAACUCGGCAUCGACAAGAAGCGCCUGCUCGAGAUUGCGCGCAAGAACGCCAUCGCCAUGUUCAAGCGAGGCACUCUGCCCGGCGUGGCCAACAUGACGCCGGAGUUCAAGGACAAGGUGCUGGUCAAGAUGCGCUACGGCGGACGCACUGUCCAGGAUCUGACCGACUUCUGCAAGAAGAUCUCCAACGGCGACGGGCUGUCCGAUCUGAGUUCCGACGAGGAUUCCGAUGUGGACAAGAAUGGCAAUGCGAAAGCCUUUCAUCAUCCCUUUCAGCUGAAGGAGCGCGAGCCGAUUGUCAUGCACAUAAGGAACUCAACGGCUCUGGUUCCCUUACCCUCCCGACAGGACGACCAAACGAAGGCGAUAACCAUGCAGUUUCCAGUGUCAUCGGGCCAGACGCAUCGCAAUAAUGAGGUGUGGGUGCCGGUGGAGCGCAAGGAUUCGUUGGUGCCGCUGCCCUCGCUGCCUCCGGCCAAACAAGCUACCAAUAUGUUCAAGGAAACGCCGAAGAACGUCUUCGCCAAGUCGAUGCCUUCGCAGGAGCAGCAGGAGCCCGCCUUUAAGCCGGUGGGCGGAGCACCUCUUAUGCCAGCCGCAGCUGCAACUCCCUCUCCCGCUAUUCCCCAACCCGUCCCGCCGCCCAAAGAGCCUCCAAUGGCUGCUGCUCCAUUUGUACCCGAGGUGCCCAUCCCAUCGGCGGCACCAGCGACGCCUGCGCCAAGUGCUUCCAUCUUUCCGGAGGUGACGCCGCCCUCCAUGGAUGUCUCCAGCAUAAUCACCCAGCGCCUGAGUGCCAUUCGCCGGCUGCAGGACAAUCCGGCCGACUCUGAGGCUCUGAAGAUGAUGUACAAUGCGCAGCGGAACAUGUCAUCCUGGGCCAACUCAAAGCACCUGCCCGGCCAGUUCACGGGGAGUACGGGUGCCCAGGUGAUGAAGGCCCACGAGCUGAACAGCGGGCCGCAGCUGUGGGUGCGCAAGGACCAAAUGACCUCCACCAAACCGGUGACUGGUGGCAUGGGAAUGGCGCUGCUGCAGAAGAUGGGCUGGAAGCCGGGCGAAGGGCUGGGCAGAUGUAAAACAGGAUCCCUGCAGCCUCUUCUACUGGACGUGAAGCUGGACAAGCGAGGCCUGGUGUCGCGCGAGGACCUCAAGCAGCCGCCAACGCGUCCGUCGGGCGCCCAGCGAAGGAACAAGAACGCAGCCGGCCCAGCCGGAGGUGGUGGUCCUGGGGGAGCGGCAACGGGAGGAGCGGGAGCGCCACUGGUCACCCAGGACAAGCAUCCCGUGUGUGUGCUCAACGAACUGACCUCAAAGAACAAGUGGACGCCGCCGCAGUACAAGCUGCGCCAGGAUAUCGGACCCGCCCACAACCGCUCGUUCCUUUUUUCGGUUGAGAUCAACGGGCAGACGUACACGCCGGAAAGGGGAUGCAACAACAAGAAGGAGGCCAAGCUGAACGCGGCCGCGAUUUGUUUGAGAGCUUUAGGCAUCCUUCCGCCCAGUUAGUGAUGGAACUAGGCCUAGGCUAAUUUCUAGUUAGUAAAUAGCAUAGAAUCCCGAAACUGUAUAUAAAGAUAGCAAUA